This is a messenger RNA of Drosophila serrata, 1174 nucleotides long. RefSeq names its product smooth septate junction protein snakeskin (gene Ssk). NCBI's taxonomy places the organism in Eukaryota, Metazoa, Arthropoda, Insecta, Diptera, Drosophilidae. Gene Ontology annotation, cellular component: plasma membrane. The record is from RefSeq and is a predicted model, not a curated record. Gene Ontology annotation, biological process: septate junction assembly.
UUCAGUUUAGUCGACGAACGACAACGAUACGAACACGAAUCAUUUGUUGUAGUUUCCGCGUGAAAAUUACAGAAAAGAUUCUAAAAAACAUCAACAACGAAAUCAGCAACUAGUGCAAAAUGGUAUCCGUGGAGACAGUUGGUUCUAUUUUCAUCAAGGCCCUGAAGCUGAUCAUCAACCUGGUGAUCAUCUUCCUCUAUCGCUGGGGUGAUGGUGGCGAGUUCCUGGGCAUUGGUGGCACUUGGAACCUGAACGAGGAGAAGAGCGCCGAUGCGGAAAUUGUGGCCUCGGGCGUUAUGGUUGGAUUCUUGAUCUACACAGGAUGUCAUACAAUUGCCUAUGCCUUUGGCACCACCAAGCAUAAGGGAGAGCUCUGCGACACCAUUAUGAACGUGGUUGGCUGCAUCAUGUGGAUCGCCGUGGGCGGAGUUGCUCUGCAUUACUGGAAGGGUUACAUGUCCGACGAGGGAUUCUUGUAUGUCAACUCGGAACGCCAAGUGGGCAUUGCCAUGGGUUCACUGUGCGUCAUCGAGGGUGCACUGUAUCUGCUGGAUACCGUGCUGGCCUGCAUACACUAUUCGAAGGGCGACACCGACUAUACCCAGUAAAAGUGUGACAGCAAAUGCGGGGAGGAGAAUCGCAAUCGCCGAAUAAUACAACACAUCAACAUUAUUUGUCUUUAUACAUAGAAUCGUUUUAAGUGCAAAUUAGUUUAUAUCCGCAAAUCAAGCUACUUUCGUAAGGGUCAAAUGUCGUUGUUUAAUACACUAACUGUUUAAUAUUUUCUAUUCACGCCCCAUAAUAUUUUUUUGGCAAAUACAAAUAGUUAAGACCACGCCACGGAAAAGUGCUUUUGUAAAAAAGUUGGAAAGGGAUUUUAAUGCGGAGAAAAGAGCGAAAAGUUGGAAAUGUUUUCUGAAUUAUAAUACCAAAAUUCGUUGUACGGAUAGAUUAGAUCAGAUUUCUAGAUUCCUCAUUGAUUUCUUUAUUGACAACAAAAAAUAGGUCAAGAAAUGGAUUGUGACCAAAAUCUUGGGUAUAUAAUCACGACUUAUCGCACAUAAUCGGUAAACAAAACCUUCAGCCAAUCUAAUAUUUGCUUUACAAAGAGGUUACCUUAUGGAGCACGCAACUCUAAAUAUAAUGAGUAAAUAAAUAAACAUACUAAGAGGUA